AUGGCGGCGGGAAAGAUCGGCACCAACCUGGGCGACACCGUCCCGGACUUCAAGGCGGACUCCACGCAGGGCAGGAUCGAGUGGCACAAGUUCAUCGAGGGUAGUUGGGCAGUCUUGUUCAGCCAUCCCGCGGACUACACUCCCGUGUGCACCACUGAGCUAGGGACUGUGGCCGCCAUUAUCCCAGAGUUCGAGAAGCGGGGUGUGAAGGUUGCGGCACUGUCCUGCAAUGAUGUGAAGUCCCACGAGGGAUGGGUGAAGGACAUUGAGGCUACGUCAUAUUCCAAGGGCUCUCCCAUCGCUUACCCCAUCAUUGCGGACCCAAAUCGUGACAUCGCCAACCAGUACAAGAUGGUGGAUCCCGAGGAGAAGAAUGCCGCAGGGCUGCCCAUGACUUGCAGAGCCGUCUUCAUCAUCGGUCCCGACAAGAAGCUCAAGCUGUCCCUGCUGUAUCCGGCAACCACUGGCCGCAACUUUCCAGAGAUUCUGCGUGCCAUCGACUCGCUGCAGCUGACGGUGAACCACAAGGUCGCCACUCCUGCCAACUGGGAGUCUGGAGACAAGUGCAUGGUGUUGCCCACCUUGACCGAUGAUCAGGCCACGCAGAACUUUGGGUCCUUUGACGUUGUGGAUGUACCUUCAGAGAAGCGAUACAUGCGUCUGACGGCCGACCCCACUGGGGCAACGAAGGGUUUCAUGGGCCAGAAGUGCCUAAUGACGUUGGCGGGGGUGGCCUCGGGCGCGCUGCUCGGCUUUGUUGGGGGCCGGGUGUCCAACAAGUCCUAG
Ostreobium quekettii is the source of this 786-nucleotide messenger RNA. Lineage: Eukaryota; Viridiplantae; Chlorophyta; Ulvophyceae; Bryopsidales; Ostreobiaceae. The record is from the annotation of a GenBank genome assembly.